Messenger RNA from Ectocarpus siliculosus, 1756 nucleotides. The record is from the annotation of a GenBank genome assembly. Lineage: Eukaryota; Phaeophyceae; Ectocarpales; Ectocarpaceae.
GACUGCACCUCCUGCUGCCGCUGCCGCCUCUUGUCUCCUGCGUACUCCCUUUCACACCACGAUGCAUGUGGUCUGCGCACCAGCGGUGCUUCUCCUCUCGCUCGUCACACGAGCCGGGGCCUUCGCCUUCUCCUCCGCUCCUUCCGAUUCAUGUUUCCAUCACACUGUCAACAACCGCAGGAGCAGCAACAGCGGGCGGCGGAGCCUAGCUAGCCGGCGCGCAGCUUUGAGGUGCAGCAGACGAGAGAUGCAGAGACACAGCAGACAUGAUGUGUCGUUCGGCUUGUCGUCGUCGCGACAACACUGCAGGCAGGCGGGCCGACAGCUGUUGCGGCGGCAUGGCCUCGCCGUGCACCCACCAGCAGCAGCAACUGCAACUACGACGAGCAGGAGCAUGCACCAAGGCGAUGCCAACGGCGAAGGGGAGGAGGAGGAGGAGGAGGAGGAGGAGGAGGAGGACAGGCUUGACCAAGCUCGGCGACGACUACCACAGCAGCAGCAGCAGCAGCAGCCAAAGAGGCGGGGACAGCAGUCGCGCGCGGAUUUCCUACGAGCAGGAGCGUCCAUGGUCGGGUUUGCAGGCGCGGUGUUGGGAGCCCAACAAGAGGCCGCGCGGGCCAUCGACCUCGGGGGCGUCGAGUUCGGGUUCGGGAACAAGAACGCCUUCACCAUCCCCCCGGAGGACAACCCGGACGGGCUGCGGUCACCGAGACCCCUGGCCUACCGCAUCGAGUACACGGACCCCCCCACAACGGUCCCGUUCCCGAGGGACACAGAGCCCAACCUGGUCAAGGAAAUAGCCGGACAGGGGCUCGUUUUCUUCGGGGUGCACGGGGAGGACGCACCGGACCCGGCGCUGGCCGCGGACGUGAUAGGCAAGCUUUCCGCCAGCCUCAAGAACCAGGCGGCCAUCGGACUCGAGCAGGUGGAAAUGCAGUUCCAGCCGGCCCUUGAUUCAUACGUUGCCGGAGGAGACCAGGGGGGUGAUGGAAAGGACGAGGACCUAGACAGCGCGGACGCCGAGCUGGCUCGGGCCACGCAGUGGGCGGAGCGCUGCGCCUUUCCCUUCGAGAACUUCUUGCCGUUGUUCCACCUCGCAAGGAGGCGUGGCCUGCCGAUGGUCGCCUUGGGAGUCGACAGCGAGAAGGUGUUCGACGUGAUGCAGAACGGCAUGGACUCGCUCGGGGAGGACGACAGGAACGCGUACGUGUCCGACUUCAAGGGCUUCGUGACGUACGUGAGGGACAAGGGCUUCCAGGUCUACGCGGACAAACUGAUCUUCCCCUCGUACGACAGGCUCAAGGAAGCGGGGUUGUUGGGCAGCAAGCCGCCGACCAAGCCCAACUUCUUCGCCGCUAGAAUCCUGGCUGACGAGGCCGUCGCGUCCAAGGCGGUGGAUUGGGCGACCGAUAACAAGGGGCUGAAAUUGUUUGUGGUGCAGAGGGAAGACCACGUUAAGUUCGGCUUCGGCGCUUCGGGGAGAGCGGCAAGGAUCGCCAAGAGCCUGGGGGCCGAGAUGCCGACCAAGUCCGUCCUGAUAAACCCCACCGCCGAGGGAUCGCUGUCGCAGAGCCGGUCCUUGAGGCUGGCGCUGGAGUACGCCGACGACCUCCAGAACGGGAAGCCGCUGGCCAACUACCUUUGGUUCAGCAAGUCCCCGAAGGUCAACCAGAUCCCGCGCAUGGUCAACCCGGAGGAUAAGGGAUGGCUCGAGAGGAUCAACCUGUACGACCUGAAGGGGGCGGCACCCUCGUAG